Callorhinchus milii (elephant shark) is the source of this 1022-nucleotide messenger RNA. It is a transcript of the gene gatd3, whose product is annotated as glutamine amidotransferase class 1 domain containing 3. Gene Ontology annotation, cellular component: mitochondrion. NCBI's taxonomy places the organism in Eukaryota, Metazoa, Chordata, Chondrichthyes, Chimaeriformes, Callorhinchidae. Bases 26 to 781 code for a protein of 251 amino acids. The record is from RefSeq and is a predicted model, not a curated record. The transcript is spliced from 7 exons.
GGUCCGGUUUCCGGUGCGCGUCGUCAUGUGGCUGAGCCGCGGCCUCGUCCUCUCCCGGGUCCGGUACCCCCGCGCCCUGCACUCGGCGGCCGCCCGUCCCCACCCCAGCGUGGCUCUGGUGCUGUCAGGUUGCGGUGUGUACGAUGGCACGGAGAUCCAUGAGGCCUCGGCGAUCCUGGUACACCUGAGCCGGGUCGGAGCCGCUGUACAGGUCUACGCUCCCAACAUCCCUCAGAUGCACGUCAUUGAUCACGCGCGGGGUGAGCCUGCGGUGGAAAGCCGGAACGUGCUGGUGGAGUCGGCACGGAUAGCUCGGGGCCGAGUGGUGGAUCUUAACAAGCUGCAGGCCCAGGACCAUGAUGCUGUCAUCUUCCCUGGGGGCUUUGGGGCGGCCAAGAACCUAUCGUCGUUUGCAGUGGAUGGCAAGGACUGCAAAGUGAUCACGGAUGUGGAGCGGGUACUGAAGGACUUCCAUCAAGCGGGGAAGCCCAUCGGACUGUGCUGCAUUGCCCCCGUGCUGGUGGCCCGAGUGCUGCCAGGGGUGGAGGUGACGGUGGGCCAGGAGGAAGAGGAGGGAGGGAAAUGGCCGUACCCUGGAACAGCUGAAGCCAUCAGGUGUAUGGGGGGAAAGCACUUCCCCGGUGACGUCCACCAAGCUCACGUGGACAUGAAGAAUAAAAUCGUCACGACGCCCGCUUUCAUGUGCGAGACACACCUGCACCACAUCUUUGAUGGCAUCGGAGCCAUGGUCGCCGACGUGAUCCGUUUGAGUGGCAAAUAACAGCCCGAGCUGUCAGGCCCUGGGCAUCACACAGGAUACCGAAAGUGUGUGUGUGUAUGCGUGUAACUGUUGUGUGCACCAACUUCCAUCAACUUAUCCGCAUCCUCACCUGGCUCCACUGGCUCAUCGUUGCUUUCAAAGCCCUCCAAGGCCUUGCUCCUCCCAACCUCUGUGAGCUGCUAAUCCCAUACCGACCUGUCCGCUCCCCCCAUUCACCGGGCUCCGGCCUGCUCCACGUCCC